Molecule: messenger RNA, 1383 nt
Organism: Amaranthus tricolor (Joseph's coat)
Lineage: Eukaryota; Viridiplantae; Streptophyta; Magnoliopsida; Caryophyllales; Amaranthaceae
Product: peroxidase 5-like
Exons: 2
Coding region: 340-1383 (347 amino acids)
Biological process (GO): response to oxidative stress; hydrogen peroxide catabolic process
Molecular function (GO): heme binding; peroxidase activity
Source: RefSeq, a predicted model, not a curated record
AUGUCACUUUUUAGUAUUAGUUAUUCUCGAGUUGGAUCCUUAUAUAUGUAUAUUAGUAUAUAAUAUUUGGGUUGAAUAAAAAGAUUUAUCAACGUUAAGAAAAAAAAUGGCAAAAUUUAACAAUCCUUUUAAUAUCAAAUAUAUAGACACCAAUUAAAAGUAGUUAUUCUUGGCUCCUAUACAACUUUUAUGGAAUGCCAAUCAUUUAAAUUCAAGAAUUUAUAUAAAUGCUUAUAAAAUGUGCAAAACUCAAAAUGCACACAAAUUUAUAAUAAAUAAAUAAAAGAGAGGGUGAGAUUUGCAUGAAAAAAUUAUAAAAAAGGAGGCUGCAUACCAAAGAUGAAACCACCUUUGGUAUUCCUCCUUACCCUCUUAGGCAUUGUUACUUCAUCUUUGGGGGAGAAUGUGGUAGUCAAUACUACUUCUGUAAGUGACAAACUUCAAGUAGGUUUCUACAAAUUAAGUUGCCCAAAUGCAGAAAAAAUAGUUGAAGAUGUCAUAAACAAGAGUUCAAAACAAAAUCAGGGUAUCAUUCCCGGUAUCAUCCGUCUUCAUUUUCAUGAUUGUUAUGUUACGGGUUGUGAUGCUUCAAUUCUAUUAACCCCAGAAAGAUAUAACAGUCUCAACGCAGAAAUGGCUCACCCAGCAAACAGCAUAUCUUUAAGAGGAAUGGACGCUUUAGAAGCUGCAAAGGCGGACAUUGAAAAACAAUGUCCUGGGAUUGUCUCAUGUGCAGAUAUUCUUGCAUUUGCCGCUAGGGAUGUGGUCGUCUUGGCAGGAAACCCAAGAUAUGAAGUACCUGCAGGACGACGUGACUCCUUCUCCACUGAUGGCUCCUUUGCAAACGAUCUUCCUAAGGGAAACCACUCAGUUGAUCAUUUGAUAAAGACAUUUGCAGAGCGAGGGCUAACAACAGAAGAUUUGAUCGUGCUCGAGGGAUCCCACUCGAUUGGCCAAACCAGAUGUCUAAACACGAUAGCUGACAAUAGUUCCAUGGUUGGGGAUGAAAUGCUUGGUGCAAAGACGUUGGUCGAUAGACCAUUUCAACAGAUGGUGAAACAGAAAUUCUGUCCUGAAUCUCAGGAAGAAUUAUUUUGGAAUAUGACAUCACCUUUAGUUCCUGCAAACCCUAAUACCUCUAAUUGGGGAAUCUCAUACUAUGAUGACAUUAUGAAAGGCAAGAGUUUGAUUCCCAGCGAUAUUGCUUUAGCAGUUGAUCCUAGUACCAAAGAGCUGGUGGCACAUUUUGCUUCUGACAGUGCAGACUGGCAGAAAAAGUUUAAUGAAGCUAUGAUUAAAUUGGGCAAGAUUAAUAUUCUUACUGAUAAACAAGGCGAAAUUAGAAAGACUUGUCGAUGGGUUAAUGCAGUUAAUACCGCUUGA